This is a messenger RNA of Fonsecaea multimorphosa CBS 102226, 1314 nucleotides long. RefSeq lists its product as uncharacterized. The transcript has a single exon. NCBI's taxonomy places the organism in Eukaryota, Fungi, Ascomycota, Eurotiomycetes, Chaetothyriales, Herpotrichiellaceae. Bases 1 to 1314 code for a protein of 437 amino acids. The record is from RefSeq and is a predicted model, not a curated record.
AUGAGACUCACUUCUUCCCUCGCCAUCCGCAAGCUGCUCGCCUCGAUCCACCCUCCUCUUUCUCCCCAGUCACCCCGCGAAUCCAAACAGCUCCUCAACGUACUCGAAUCCGCCUUCCAGCGACGGCUUGACGAAACCCAUCCCUCGCCGAGAGCAGCAGCAACCACCAUCGACAACCAGCAUGGCUCUGAAUCAAUCCCAGAUCCGGCCCAAAGAGUCACUCAUUCCACCCAUUCGCACCUAGACACUAUCCUCGGCCAUCCGCUUUUCAAGCAACAGUCGCUUACUUUUCUCCAAACCCAUGGCCUAGCUGCUACGGCGGUCAAGACAUUCGAUGAUGCGCUAUUGAAGCAGGGUCUCGACUCAGACCUUGUCCAGUCCUGCGCUCUGCAAUAUCUCCAAGGCCGUGAGAAACGAGGCAAAUCUCCAAAGGAUGAAGGGCUGGGACCAAGGUUGGCUCGUUGGUUUAACGCCAUGACCGGCCCUGAGAAGAAGGAUUUACUGCUCAACGAGAAAUACAUGGAACCAUUGGUCUCGGUCAUGUACGCCGAUGGACUAGAACGCGAAGUCUGGCAAUGGCUGCAAGUUCUCUACGAACGAUCUUUUGCCAAUUUCAUCUUCAUCCCCACCGACGACUACGCACCUGAUGCCGUUGCAUACCUGCGUGCGGAGGAUCGCCUUGUGUCUCUGAUGAUUAAGGAGACCGCUCGCCGUGGACGGCUGCAGGAAGCUGUACAGCUAUACACGCAGGCAUACGAGUAUCGUCUGAACUCCGGAAGAUCCGUUCUCUCAGAGGGAAAGUCUUCCCCCGAACCUUUACAACGGUCCUGGCGUCAAGUGGCUGGGGCAAUACUCUUACAGAACAAACGCAGCAAAAGAGGUCUACCAGCAAGCCUCUACGAUUUGGUACUAAGGUACAGCUUGACGAUCGAUUAUUCUCCUUUCGACCCGGCUAUUCUUCACAUCUACCAUCCGACAUCUCCAACGGCUCAUCCGCUAUCACAAAAACUCAAAGAUCCGUCGUUCCUAGAACAAUUUGGAAGAUGGCAAAAGAAUCCCAACAGAUUCGUUCGGAGGAUCCUGCUUGUUUCGGUACUAGAUGCGGCCGAGCUCUCCUUGGCCCAUGCUCAACCUCGUGAAGCUAGAGAGUUCCUCGACUUUGCCGAAAGAACAUAUCCUGACUUUCUGCGCUCACACGAAGAAAAGACUGACACAGCGGAGAGAUUGCAACUGGCUCGUCAAGAGAUCUUAGUGAGAAAGGAGUUUCGGUCGUCGGGCUAUGCAACUGCCCCAGAACUGCAAGUACUAGUGUGA